Molecule: messenger RNA, 3051 nt
Organism: Rosa chinensis
Lineage: Eukaryota; Viridiplantae; Streptophyta; Magnoliopsida; Rosales; Rosaceae
Exons: 2
Coding region: 1-3051 (1016 amino acids)
Source: RefSeq, a predicted model, not a curated record
AUGGACAAAUCAUGGAUAGAUUUAGCAGAUAGGCAUUCUCUAGCAUAUUAUGAUGCAAUAGAUCAAUUUUUGACUUUUGCAUACAUCAAUAGGGAUCUGGGUUCAAGGAUUUAUUGUCCUUGUAGAAAGUGCGAAAAUCGUUAUCUCUAUGUAAGAUUAGUUGUGCGGCAGCAUCUUCGUGAUUAUGGUUUCUUUAAGAAGUAUAGGAAAUGGGAUAAACAUGGUGAGCCUAAUCAUUAUGUUCAUCCAGUGGAUGGAAAUCAAAAUGGUAUUGGGUUAGAUUCUUAUAUGGAGGAUGAUAUGGUCAGACUUGUCCAAGAAGCUUUAGGAGCUCCUAAUGUAGGAACACAUGAUCAGACUAGUGAAGAAAACUCAACUAAUCCUAAUGUAGGGGCAAAUGAACCUACCAAGAAGUUCUUGAAGCUUCUUGAGGAUGCAAACCUUCCAUUGUAUCCGGGUUCUAAAAGACACACAGCUUUGUCAUAUACAGUUCGUCUUUUGCAAGCGAAGGUGCUCCAUGGAUGGACAGAUAAAUCCUUCAAAACUUUACUUGAGAUAGCAAAAGAAUCUAUGCCUGAAGGUGUGCAACUUCCCAAGUCAUAUUAUGAAGCGCAGAAGUUAACAGAAGAUCUCGGAUUCACUUAUGAAACAGUAGAUGCAUGUCCUAACAGUUGUAUGUUGUUUAGAAAUGAAGACAUAAAUUUGGAUGAAUGCAGAAUAUGCAAGACAUCUCGAUGGAAAGAUAACAAUGGUAGUUCAAAUGAUGUUGCAGCACUUGGGAAACGAAAAGCAGCAAAACAAGCAAGAUAUUUUCCUUUAAAACCAAGGUUACAAAGGUUGUUUAUGUCUUCAAAAACAGCAAAGCUUAUGAGAUGGCAUGGAGAGGAAAGAACCGAUGAUGGUGUGUUUAGGCAUCCUGCAGACUCUCUUGCAUGGAAAGAUUUUGACCAAAAACACACAAAUUUUUCGGGAGACAUUCGCAAUGUAAGGCUUGGGUUAGCAUCUGAUGGAUUCAACCCAUUUAGGUCUAUGAAUAUAGUUCAUAGUACCUGGCCUAUCAUAUUGGUUCCCUACAAUUUACCACAUAUGAUGUGCAUGAAGCAACCCUUUAUAUUUCUAUCUGUUCUUAUUGAUGGUCCUAAGGCACCCGGUGAUAAAAUUGAUGUCUACAUGCAGCCACUUAUUGAAGAAUUGAAGGAACUGUAUGAAGAUGGUGUAGAAACAUUUGAUGCAUUCAGCAAUGAAAUGUUUAAAAUGCAUGCUGCAUUAUUGUGGACGAUUAAUGACUUUCCUACCUAUGCCAACUUGUCGGGGUGGAGUACAAAAGGUGAAUUUGCUUGCCCAUCAUGCAACUCUGAAAGUGGUUACCAACGGUUGAAGUUUGGUAAAAAAGCUUCAUACAUGACUCAUCGGCGGUGGUUACCCUAUGAUCACAAGUAUCGAGCAGAUUCAAGGUCAUUUAAUGGCAAUACAGAAUAUAGAAGGAAGCCUAAAACUUUAUCUGGUGCUGAUCUUCUUGCACAAUUGGAAUCAAAUGGUGUUCUUACAGAGUACAAGCGGGAAGAUCUAGAGCGAAUGAAGGUGCUUGGGGUGCAAAAACCUGAUAAUGAUCCUUUGAUGAAAAAGAAGCAUAAUUGGAAGAAGAAAAGUAUAUUUUAUGAGCUUCCAUAUUGGAAAGACAACCUGAUACGUCACAACCUUGACGUGAUGCAUAUAGAAAAGAACAUUUGUGAUAAUGUUCUUUUCUCAAUAUUAGGAGUUGCUGGAAAGUCUAAGGACAACUUGAAUUCUCGUCGUGAUCUGGAACUUAUGGGAAUUAGGGAGCAAUAUCAUCUAAAGAGGAGAGAGUCUGGUACAGAGUAUGCUGAUCCAGCUGAGUUUGAGAUGAACAAUAAGGGGAAAGAUAUGUUCUUUUCAGCCUUAUCAGGAUCACGAAUGCCAGAUGGAGCUGCUUCCAAUAUUGCACGUCGAGUACGUUUACAUGAUCGUAGUAUUGGAGGUCUUAAGAGCCACGAUAACCAUAUUCUAUUGCAGCAACUUAUUCCUUUAUUUAUACGAAGUUCUUUACCAGAGAAUGUGGUUCAGGCAUUGAUUGAUCUGGGUAGUUUUUUUAAACAGUUAUGCUCAAUGGAUAAUUGUGCAGCAGAUCUAGAAAAGGCUCGUGCUCGUAUAGUGCUGACACUUUGUGAACUUGAGAAGAUAUUUCCGCCAUCAUUCUUUAAUAUAAUGGAGCAUUUACUAAUUCAUUUAGCUGAUGAAGCAUUAAUUGCUGGUGCUGUAAUUUUUCGGUGGAUGUAUCCUAUUGAGAGGUAUCUACUGACCUUGAAGGAAUAUGUGAGGAAUCGGGCUUGUCCUGAAGCAUCAAUGGCUAAAGGUUAUUUGAUGGAAGAGUGCAUGAACUUCUGUACUCAGUAUCUCAAUGAUGUGGAAAGCAAGUUUAAUAGACCAGCAAGGAAAAAAAAUGAUGACGAUAUAAACAAGGGAAAAGACUUUGUUAUCAAUUUGCAAAGAACAAGUUCUGUAUUGUUAUCAGAAGAAGUUAUUGCUUUGUCUAAUUCUCCUAGUCCAUCAGCAAAGAGAUUGACUUCUUACAAUGCGAAUGGGUUUUUCUUUCGAGUGAAAAGUCUUGAUAAUCAUCGCUCAACACAGAAUAGUGGUGUAACUUUACAAGCAGACAAGAAUCUUUCUAUUGACUCCUCACCAUACUAUGGGAGAUUGACAGAUAUUAUCAAAAUCUCUUAUGGUAUUGAUAUCAAAUAUGUUUUGUUUAAGUGUGAUUGGGUUAAUCCUGCUACAGGUAUAAAGUUAGACCAUUUUAACUUUCCUUUAGUUAACUUCAAGCGUUUGUUGUACAAAAAUGAUUGCAUAGGGGAUGAACCCUUCAUAUUGGCAUCUCAAGCUCAUCAAGUUUGGUAUGCUCUAGAUCCUUCAGCGCAAGAAUGGCUGAAUGUUGUUGACAUGCCUUCAAGAGACUUAUCCCUUGUGCAAACUAACAAUACUGAAGAAGCUAGUAUUUCAAGCGAGUCAAUGGAUGUUGAAAUGGAUGAUUGA